Messenger RNA from Engraulis encrasicolus (European anchovy), 1332 nucleotides. RefSeq lists its product as uncharacterized. The record is from RefSeq and is a predicted model, not a curated record. Lineage: Eukaryota; Metazoa; Chordata; Actinopteri; Clupeiformes; Engraulidae. The coding region runs from base 210 to 959 and encodes 249 amino acids. The transcript has 13 exons.
GUCAAGAGUUGGACUAUCAUGGGAACGAAGUGUUGCUGCCCUCCUCUGGUGUGGAGAACGUCAUGCUCAUGCGCCAGAGCAGGAUGGUGAUUGGUCAAAGUGCCCUUUCACUUCUGAGAACUAAAAUGAAAAGAAAAUGAAACUGACUGUCAAAUGAAGCCAUAAGGACAUAGCAACAAAACAGUGUACUGUGACAUUACUGGAGAGCAAUGUCUGUAAUUAAAUUCAUCCCCCUUGUUGCCCUUAUAGUCAUAGUAGCUCUGGGCUCCAGUGACGCCGUGCAGUUUCCAGGGCUUGGGUUGAUAACUGAUUGCAUUGACAAAAAGUGUGGUGUACGUAUCCGUUCCUGCAUGAGGGCCAACGAAUGGGAGAUUAACAGAGGUGCCAAAGGUUGCAUUGUCGGGCAGUGUAGGAAUGCUCUGAAACUGUGCUUGAAAGACUUUCCAAGUGGCUUGAUUGACACUGCCAAAACUGUGGCCAAACUUGCUGAGGAUUUUGUUGAUGUUGGCCUUGAUGUGUUCUCCGACUCCUAUCUACAAUGUUGGCUGGACAUGGAUAUCUUCAAUGGGACUCAGCUCACAGACUGUGUGAUUGAUGACCUCCUAAACAGAAUGGAGCCUUAUAUCAAUCUGAUUGGCUCCAUGGUCUUCAGUGAUCCAGCCUAUAUGGCCUGCUGGAUGGUUCAGGUGGGAAGGGCAUUCACCUCCAUGGUGAUCAAUGCCAAUGAAGACACCAAGUACACCACACAAAUGGAACUGAACAUGGAAGCUGAAGCAGAGAGGAACCUUUAUGACUACAUGACGUGUAUAGCAUCAAAAAAUACAAAGGAUGAGAGGUGUGUUCACGCUUGGAAUCGUGUUCUUGGAACACCAAAAUGGAUGAAGCAGAAGAGCAAAGACCUAGGUGUUGCAGUGAUCCAAGACAUCAUAACAGCAUCCAUAAAAUGCAGAAAGUCCUGACUGAAACCAACACACUCUGGAAAUAUAUCGACUACCCGGUCUCUUUCUCUGAUUGACACACAUGCAUGCGCCCCCACACACCAAACUCAUUACUCCAUUGUAUUUAAAGGUGCAUCUUGUAAGAUUGUGGCUAGAUUAAGUAUUGCAACUAUUCUGCAUUGAAACUGUGCUGCCUAUUGCCAAAUGUGAUCUUUUCAUGAAUAUUACUAAAUAAUAAAGCAAUUUUUACUAGUUUGACCAAAGGACAGGUUUUGCAGCAUAAAAAUGCCUAUAUCUGGAAAUUCAAAAUGGUGGACCAUGGAGAAGAUCCCCCUUUUCAUGUACAGUGUAAAAUGCCAUUUUCCCAAUCAAAAUGAAUACUUAGAAUGUAAUG